UCAAGUUUAUAAAUAUUUAUAAAUAAAUAAAAAUAUUAGAAAUGUUAAGUAACGAAGAUGAAAAUUGGAAAGUGAUAAUUAAACCAAAAUCAGUGGACAAAUCACACACUAUUUCGUCGGCCAUUAAAGCUGAAAAGAAUGCAUCAUCUUUAUACGGCCCAAAGGACCAGAAUAUAAAUAUAAAAAACCAUCAUAUUUGUGAUAUAUGCUUCAAAUCAUUCACUCACUUAUGUUACUUAAUUGCUCAUAAACAAGUUCACACCAAAAAACUACCAUACACAUGUGAAUUAUGUGCUCGCACAUUUAUCACACAUGGUAUAUUAAUGGAUCAUCAGCGUAUCCAUAGCGGUGAAUUUCCGUACAUAUGUAAAGAAUGUGAACAACCAUUUAAACGUAAAAUAAAUCUACAAAUCCAUUUAAAAACACAUACAGAUGGUUUACAAUACAAGUGUACACAUUGUAUUGAGACAUUUUCAACGAGAGCUUUUCUUAAAACACAUCAACGUUUACAUACCCAUUUACAAAUAUUUAAAUGUAAACAAUGUAAAUUAGGUUUUCAAAAUUUACAAGAAUAUCAACGACAUUGUUGUAACGUACAUACGGAAACAAAUUUAUUACAUAAUCAACAGAAUAAUGAGUUAAUUAUGCAACAAUGUAUGGCUCAUUUUAAAUUAGUUGUAUGUGAAACUUGUAAUCAGGCAUUUUAUAAUGAAAAUGAUUUAAAAAGGCAUCAAAAAUAUUAUCAUAAUGAUAAAUUAUUUCAAUGUAAAUUAUGUCAUUUAUCGUAUACGAGCAAAGCUUACUUAAAUAAACAUCGAAAUGAUAGACAUGGCAACGGUGCACAUGCAGGUGACAGUACUAAUGGCGGGUAUUUCAAAUUAAAUUUAAGCGAGAAUAAAAUUUAUAAAUGUGAUAAAUGUUUUUUUUCAUUUACGAAUCAAUCGAAUUUAAAUAAACAUAUUGAAAAACUGCAUAAUCAAGAAAUUCAGAUGUUUAAUAAUUCUAAAUUUGAAAUUACUUUAUUUGAUUAAAAGUAAUGAAUUCAUGCUCCUUUUUUCCAUCAGGUUCCAAGGGGGGGCAAGAGGUCGGCUCCAUUAAUAGAUACUUGAAAAUUAAAAUUGUAAAUAGAUUUUUGAUGCCAUAAUAUGUAUUUGUAAUACGAAAAAUCAAGUGUAAUAUCCUAAAGAAUAAAAAGUUCCUCUUAGUUCAGACUUAGCAAUACAAAUGUAAAUAAAAUUUUUAAAUUGUAAAUAAAUAAUAAAGUUUGAAAAAAAAAGUAUUAUAAUUACUUUCCAGAAAUGUUUUCCAUGUAAAAUCGUUUAAGUAUGUAGAAACCGAUCCAGUCACUAUCCAAAAAAAACUAAAAAUUGGAACGAAGUAAAUGAUUAAUUAAAUUUUUGUUUUUUGUAAAUAUUUAAUUCGUGGAAUGUUGAACCAAGGGAGUUCCAUACAGCUUACUUGACCAAUCAUCAUACAUGUAAAGGAUGUUUUCUCUCCUCCGGGCAGAAAUUGUAAACUUGCAUCCCGCUGUGCUACACGAAGUUGCCACUUGCUGCCUCCGUCGAGUAGGAAAAUAGUAUAUA
Messenger RNA from Chrysoperla carnea, 1583 nucleotides. RefSeq names its product zinc finger protein 525-like. NCBI's taxonomy places the organism in Eukaryota, Metazoa, Arthropoda, Insecta, Neuroptera, Chrysopidae. The transcript is spliced from 3 exons. The record is from RefSeq and is a predicted model, not a curated record. The coding region runs from base 42 to 1031 and encodes 329 amino acids.